GGUUCUUUCCCCUUCUGGCCACGCCCCACUGAGCACACCUGUGGCGCACCGCGGCCGCACCUGUAUGGAGCUGUGCGAACUGCUCGGUAAAAUAUCACCCUCCAUUGCCUUUCCUGCGCAGAAAAUCGACACCCGCCGUGUCUCCUUCACCUGAAAUGCUGGAGCUCCUGGCUUACCUUCAAGACCCGGAGCUCGUGGCCCGGUUCCAGAGGCGAUGCGGACUCUUCCUCGUCGAAGCCGCGCAUCACAGCCGAGGGAAGACGAGCUCUCCGGCGGGAACCCCGGUCCACGCCGACAAAUCACGUGAACAGCUGAGGGGAAGAUGGGACCACCAGGAUAACAAUUCAAACUAUAAACACAAGGAGAACGGAUAUGCAGCUGGUGCCUGCAGCACGCCUCAGUAUGAGGUAAGAAACUGGCUGCUGCACCUCCUCUUCCUGUUGUCGGCAGGCCUGGGCCACGAGAUCUUCUACAUCACCUGUCUGCCCUGCAUACACUGGAGCCUGGACCCGUUCCUGUGUCGACGCCUGGUCAACAUGUGGGCUCUGGUGAUGUACGUCGGCCAGGUGAUGAAAGACCUGCUGAAGCUGCCUCGCCCCCCCUCGCCUCCUGUGGUCAAGCUGGAGACACGUGUCGAUGCAGAGUACGGACUGCCCUCCACCCACGCCAUGGCUGCAACUGCCAUCUCCUUCACGCUUUUACUAAGCGCUCCCGCCAGGAUACAGUUCCAGUUUGAGGUGGGUCUGCUGAUCGCAGUGACGCUGUCGUCCUUGGUGUGUCUGAGCCGCCUCUACACUGGCAUGCACUCAGUUUUGGAUGUGAUCUGUGGCAUUUUAAUCUCAGCCAUCCUCAUGUUUGCCACCUACCCAUAUUGGGAAACCUUCGACCAUUUCCAGCUCACCAGCCACGUCUCCCCCGUGGUGGCGUUGGCGCUGCCCUUCUUCCUGUGCUACACAUACCCAGAGCUGGACUAUUACAGCACCACGCGGGGGGACACGACCACCAUUCUAGGAGCGGGGGCCGGGAGCUCCGUGGGAUACUGGGUGAAUGAGCAACUGGGGCAGACGUUUGAGCCCCAGGGGGUAUUACCUGUACCCCUGCCCACACUGACAGCAAACGUGCUGGCGCUAGGAGUCGCCCGCCUACUUGUCGGAGCGCUGGCGUUAGUGGGAACUCGGCAGGUAGUGAAAACCUUGAGCCUGCGGGUGUUGUACUCAUGGUACAGAGUGCCGAACCAUGACGACAGUGCCAGGAGGAGGAGAGAGAUUGAGGUGCCGUAUAAGUUUGUCACAUACACAGCUGUUGGACUUGUCAAUUCUAUAGUGGUCAGUAGAGUCUUUGUUGUACUGGGGCUGCUAUGAACUGUUAAAGUAAAAAAUGAUGUAAAAUGAUCUGAACAAAAUUGGACCUCAUAUUUAUUUCAAUGUGCAUCAAAUUACCUUUUUUUCUUUUAUACAUGUUAACUGUCUUAAACAAGGAGCUUCCGCUGGGAAUGAUUAACAAGAGCAUACUUGUAACUGACCGGAAAGCAGUAAAGCUCACCUUGCAAUAAAGUUUUUAUGAUUGAA
Messenger RNA from Chelmon rostratus (copperband butterflyfish), 1568 nucleotides. RefSeq names its product sphingosine-1-phosphate phosphatase 2 (gene sgpp2). The coding region runs from base 156 to 1361 and encodes 401 amino acids. The record is from RefSeq and is a predicted model, not a curated record. Gene Ontology annotation, biological process: sphingosine metabolic process; phospholipid dephosphorylation. The transcript has 5 exons. Gene Ontology annotation, cellular component: endoplasmic reticulum membrane. Gene Ontology annotation, molecular function: sphingosine-1-phosphate phosphatase activity. Lineage: Eukaryota; Metazoa; Chordata; Actinopteri; Chaetodontiformes; Chaetodontidae.